Cladophialophora immunda is the source of this 2126-nucleotide messenger RNA. RefSeq lists its product as uncharacterized. Bases 76 to 1452 code for a protein of 458 amino acids. Gene Ontology annotation, biological process: tRNA dihydrouridine synthesis. Gene Ontology annotation, cellular component: cytoplasm. Gene Ontology annotation, molecular function: flavin adenine dinucleotide binding; tRNA dihydrouridine synthase activity. NCBI's taxonomy places the organism in Eukaryota, Fungi, Ascomycota, Eurotiomycetes, Chaetothyriales, Herpotrichiellaceae. The record is from RefSeq and is a predicted model, not a curated record. The transcript has a single exon.
CGCAACUGCGAUCUCCAUGGCCUCGCAGACAAAUCAUUUUGUCCUUCCCACGUUGGAUUCACCACUGCGCUCCAUAUGACUGUCGGCCAUGCUGCUCGGCCGCAGUCUCUGUUACGACGCACUCUAUCCCUCCUAGACUUCCUCUUACCUUCUCUGACUCCGAGAAUGGCGACUCCUCUCCCUUUCCAAGAUGUUCCUCACGUUCCUAUCCCUGCGAGAGGCGUUGACUACAGGGGAAAGGUAGUUCUCGCUCCCAUGGUUCGGUCGGGAGAACUUCCAUCACGUCUUCUGGCUCUCAAGUACGGUGCAGAUCUGGUAUGGGGUCCUGAGACGGUCGAUCGAUCCAUGAUUGGAACCACGCAAAACACCAACCCUCGCACUGGCUGCAUAGAGUGGACACGCACCUCCAACAACGAUUCCAUAAGUGUGAUAUACCGCAUCGAUCCACAGAGAGAGUCGGACAGAUUAAUCUACCAAAUCGGUACCGCUUCACCCGAUUACGCCGUUCAAGCCGCGACGCUCGUUGCUCCUUAUGUUCGUGGAAUUGAUGUGAAUGCUGGGUGUCCAAAGCCUUUCUCUACUUCAGGAGGCAUGGGCGCAGCUCUCCUCCGAACUCCGGAUCAUCUUUGUAACAUCCUGACAGCUCUGGUCACGAAGGUGGGAAAACCUCACGAGAUUGGUAUCAGCGUCAAGAUCCGGUUGCUCGAGACCCCUGAACUGACCUCAGAGCUUGUCAAUAAACUUUGUAAAACCGGCAUUACUGGCUUGACCGUUCAUUGCAGAACUACCCCGAUGAGACCGAGAGAGCGUGCUAUCAGGGAACAGCUUCGGAUGAUCGGCGAUAUAUGCAGGAGUCAUGGGGUCGCUUGCCUGAUGAACGGCGACGUGAGAUCUCGAGAAGAAGGACUCGCUCUUGCAAAGGAGUAUGGUGUCGACGGAUCAAUGAUUGCCACGGCUGCAGAAGCUAAUUCAUCGGUGUUCCGCAGCAAGGAGCAGGGUGGGUUGGCACCUUGGUCGGAGGUGGUCAGAGAGUAUCUGCAGCUUGCGAUGAGCGUCGAGAACAAAUGGGGCAACACAAAGUUCCUGCUAUCUCAGCUCAUGCCCGGGAAGAAUCCUGCCUAUCAACCAGUCCAAAAGUCGCGAAGCUACACAGAAGUACUUUCGCUUCUGGAGAUAUCUGAUUUAGAUAUUGUGACAAAGGCAAAAGAGAUUGAUCAGAUCCUUCGUCUCAACAUGCCACAAAUAACUAAAGCAGAUAUCAAGCGACAGCAUAAACAGGAGAACCGGGAGAAUCAGAUAAAGAAACUGGAAAAGAAGAGAGUUCUGGAACAAAGAAGUGACGAGAACGAACAUAUCCACCAGGAGCGGAACAAGAAGCAAAAGGCCGAAAUCGCAGCAGAGAACUCAGGUUUUGAUGGAGUUGGCCAGGGCGCGAUGGCGGUAACAGUGUGACGUUAGCAAUAUUGCACUCAAUCGGCGCCAAUCCUCAAAAUAUGGAUCGGCUCCUGACGCAAAAUCAAACAACAUCGACAGGCACACCACAGCUGAAUCGGCAUAAGCGCUUCGAUAGUGCGAUUCCUGGAGGAUAUACUGAAAAUCUUGCAUCUCCUAACGUCUCGCAAAUGUGCCACAGGGCAGCGACUGCCGUCGAGCUGGGAUUUGGAGAGAUCAGAAGACGCUUGAACGGCUCCCAAGUUGGAAUACAUCACGACCAGUUUUGAUCUUCUUGAGGCGCUCCAUUUGCCAGACAUCUGGCAGACUUGAAGAGGUCUUUUCCAGAUGUGACUCUCCUACCACCAUUAGCUACAGAGAAGCAGGACCAAAAGGCGUUCAGAGCCUUGACGUGGUCUCAACUGAGCUCGCCAGAGCCGCACUCACUCGAACUCAAGGGGCGAGCCAGCCGCAAUGCCUGCGGUCUUAGUCUUCGGAAGACACGCUGAACAUUUCGAGAUUAUCGCGACCUGUCUUUCACCUUGCAAAUAGAGAAGACACAGUCCGCGCAUGCUUUUCCCUGCUCCAGGACCCAAUUCACAAAUAUAUUGUGACUGCCAGUAAUAUAUACAACAGAAUAGAUAGGUCACAGCUGUGAUUACCUGAACUCGCUUUUAAUACAUGUUGAUCCAUCC